This is a messenger RNA of Microplitis demolitor, 1071 nucleotides long. RefSeq lists its product as uncharacterized. Gene Ontology annotation, molecular function: olfactory receptor activity; odorant binding. The transcript is spliced from 5 exons. The record is from RefSeq and is a predicted model, not a curated record. Gene Ontology annotation, cellular component: plasma membrane. Bases 1 to 1071 code for a protein of 356 amino acids. Gene Ontology annotation, biological process: sensory perception of smell; detection of chemical stimulus involved in sensory perception of smell. NCBI's taxonomy places the organism in Eukaryota, Metazoa, Arthropoda, Insecta, Hymenoptera, Braconidae.
AUGCUUGUCGAGAAACGAAUAGAAUAUAUGAAAUUUCAAACUCUGAUAAGGCGAUUGCUUUUGGUUAUUGGAUUCUGGUCAUCAAAAAAUUCAAAUAUAUUAUUUCAAUCAUUAUUAUUCUUACACCUGUCCUUUUUCAUAAUACCAAUUAUUGGGAUAUUAUGUUUCAUUAUCAAUCGUAAAGAUAUUAAUGACCUGCAUACAAUUCUCGAUCCAUAUAUCGAUGAACUAAUAAAAAAAUCUGGGCUAUCGAAUAUUAUUUUAAAUGGAAUUACAAGUUUUCGACGUUUGUGUAAAAUUGCAACGGGUUUUGUUACUAUAUCUUGCACUUCUUACGCGAUAGCGCCUAUUAUUUCAAUAAUUAGCCAAUGGAGACAUCAUAUACGGCCUAUUAAAUAUAAUCUUAUUUAUCCAACUGAUUAUCCUUGGGAACACCCUCCCAGUGGACUCUUGUACAAUUGUCAUUUUUUGAAUGAAUAUCUAACAACAUUUAGUAUUAUUUCGGUAACUGCAAGUAUAGAUAGUCUUUUUGUUUAUUAUGUGUUUCAAAUAAUCGGUAUGAUACGUGAUAUUUCGCACCACAUGUCAUGUUUUAAUGAGGAAAAUAGUGAAGCAACCAUACGUCAUUGUGUACUCCAAUAUGAAAUAUUGAUAGAAUGUCGGAGGAAAAUUGAAAAAGUUUAUGGACCAAUUAUACUUUGGUCUAUGGGCACCAAUGCAAUCAUACUCUGUGCUGUUAUUUUUCAACUGUCUCAUGCAAAAUCUAUACCAUUCACUGUAAUGGUUUUGUGUGCAGCAUAUGCUGGAUUAAAAUUAACACAAAUUUUUAUUUUCGCAUGGGCUGGAUCGCAACUAACAACUGAGAGUGAAAAUUUAAUAGACACUAUAUAUGCCGCCAAUUGGUUUGGAAAUAAACGUACUAUGACUUCAAUAAUAAUUAUGCUUUCACAAAAACCACUGGUAUUAACAGCUUGCAGCUUAUCAACCGUAUCAAUCGAUAUGUUUGUAUCAGUGAUAAAUACGACAAUCUCUUAUUAUUUAUUACUAAAAACUUUUGAUCCCGAUUCUUGA